Molecule: messenger RNA, 726 nt
Organism: Laccaria bicolor S238N-H82
Lineage: Eukaryota; Fungi; Basidiomycota; Agaricomycetes; Agaricales; Hydnangiaceae
Product: mycorrhiza-induced metalloprotease
Exons: 4
Coding region: 1-726 (241 amino acids)
Biological process (GO): proteolysis
Molecular function (GO): zinc ion binding; metalloendopeptidase activity
Source: RefSeq, a predicted model, not a curated record
AUGGCGAACCCUCUCAACAUAGCGCUCAUUAGCCAGAAUGUAUGGCCUGUCGCGUUGAAACCGAGUGGUCUUUCCAAGGAUCCCACAUCCCCGCCUGUGCUGAAGUACCAUUUUGUUACCGCAUUGUCAGAGGGAUAUCAAAAACAUUUCGAGUUUGCGAGGGACGAAUGGAGGAAAUACACUUAUUUAGAAUUCAGCGAAACGAGAUACCCCAGCAACUCCGACAUCCUAAUCACCUGUAAAGAUGAAGGCGGUGCGAAGAGCAACGUAGGCAAACUACAGUCCGGCAAAGCAACGAAGAUGACUUUUGGGCUUUACGGCUGCACCCAGACUACCUUCCUUCACGAAUUCGGACAUGCUUUAGGUUUCCAGCACGAGCACCAGCGCCCCGGUAGGGAAUCUUCCGGAAUCCACUUUUGCGAUAAGCCACAUAGCCGUACACCGGACGAUAUGACGAUCAAUCAGGCCUUGAAUACUGCCGGUAUUCAUGUUCCAACAGACGACACUGACUCCGAGGAGCCCAUUUACAUCAAGCACCUGAAGGACAAGAGGGACACGGAGAGUAAGAAGGGUGCGAAGAGUAAGAAGAAGUCAGAUGUGAGAACUGAGGGCGAUUUCGAGGAUGAUUUCGAGGAUUUCCUGAGUACGGUGAUUAAGGAAGCGGUUGAAUGGGUUGCUAACAACCCGAGUGAAGGCAACGAUAACCCGGAGAGUGAGGAGAAGUAA